UCGUCUACACAGUGGAUACGCGCUGGAAAGACGUGAUGGACCUCAACCGUACCGUCGUUUAGUUUAAAGACCUUCGUGCGUUGUAUAUGAAAAAGGGUUAUAUUUUAAAAAAUGUAAAACUCGCGUAUUGUGAAUUUUUUGAACACUGCAAACUACAAAAGACGCCUUGAACCAGUGUUAGCAUGGCUAACUAGCAUAUGUUUUGCUAGCUUAGCGACGCAAGGAAAUGGCUCUCCGCUGCUUAGCAGUAUCUCUUAGUCCGUCCAUGAAACGUUUUUUGAGGUAGUAAAGAAACCAGCUUCGUUGGUAUGCCAGAUGUCAUCGAUGCAAGGCAAACAUCGUUGUCGCUUUAUUCUGUUAACAAGUGAAACGAUUUCACCCCGUAGUCAGCGACACCUAACUAUAACUGUACAUUUUACUUGUGUAAGUAUGUCCGUCCAGUCCUGAUAAAAGAGAAAUAAAAUGGACAAGGACUUGCUCAGACAGUGUCUGACAUAUCACGGACAGUCACUGCUGGACAAACUGAAAUGUGAACAAACAGAAAACCCUGACUUUCAAGCUGUGGUGUCCGACCUGUGCAAGGCCACGCGGGAAAGCAGGAUUGAAGUCCAGGACAACCCUCUUGUGGAGCAGUUUAUCGCCAGAAAGGCCGACAUCCUCUUCUGUCCAGCAUGGAAAACCGCAACAGUGCAGGAAGAGGAGCAUGUAGAGGAGGAGGAGGCUGCAGAGCCCUUUGCUGUCAUGCCACCAGUGGAGUUAUUCAUGGAAGUGUCUUUCGAGGAGAGGAGAGCCAUGCUGUACAGGGACUUGGAGAGAGGAGACAUUGUGGUGGGGAGAAUCAACAACAUCAGAGAAUAUGGCUUCUUUCUAACACUGCUCUGCACAGCAGGAGGGCUGAAGAGAGACAUAGAGGACUUGGAGUUGUCGGCCCUGUGUCACAUCAGAGAAAUUCCUUCCUCUGGCAGCCACGAUGAUCCUCUCUCCUACUACCAGAUUGGGGAUUUUAUCAGAGCUGCAGUGAAAGAUAUCGACCGCUACCAGGAGAAAAUCACCAUCUCCCUCCACCAGGCCUCUUUGUCUUCCAGCUUGGAGAACAUCAAACUUGGUGUCAUUCCCAGGGAAGAGUUGCCCAUACACUACAGUCGAAGUGUUCGAGCAGCAGCUGACUCUAGUGAGACAUACGAGUGUAUACUGCAGAGUUGCCAUGGUUACCACAACCCUUCGGUAGUCGACUAUUUGCUGGAGAAGGUGGGAAUUAGUGACAACCAUCCACCAUCAAUGAUGAGAGGACUACAAAGCAAACUGUUCCACGAGGAAGAUUUUGCCUCUGUUAUUCGUAAGAAGCAGUCUGCGUCAUGGGCCCUGAAGUGUGUCCGUGCAGGUGUGGACCACUUCAAACAUGGUCGCCAUGUAGAAGCCAUGAAUGAAUACAACAAGGCCUUGGAUAUCGACACGAAUAAUGUAGAAGCACUUGUUGCACGUGGAGCGCUGUAUGCUAACAAAGGCAGCAUCAUGAAGGCCAUAACAGACUUUGAGCUGGCUCUGGAGAACUGUCCAGAUCACCGCAAUGCUAAGAAGUACCUCUGCCAGACGCUGGUAGAGCGAGGAAAACAGCUAGAAGAACAGGAAAAGCUCGUAACGGCAGAAGGGUUGUACAGGAGAGCGCUUUCUCUCGACGACCUAAAUCCUGAAGCAAAGGAGGCCCUUCACAAGAUCACAGACACCAUACAGAAAUCAAUUCGCCUGCGAGAAGAAGCUCUCUCUAAGGAGCAGGUGAAAGCUACAAGCAGCCAGACCAGCGCUGAGAAAUUGCGUAAGAUCUUAAAAGAGGAGAAGAGGAUGAAGAAAAAGCGCAAGAGAUCAUCGUCAUCUUCUUCAGCGUCCUCCAAUGCCUCCAGGGACUCCUCCUCUUCUUCUUCUUCAUCCUUCUCAAAUCGUAGGAGGUCCAAAAAGAAGAAAAAGAAGAGGAGGAGGUCUGAGCGGGGGAGUAAGCGCCAUCGCAGGAUCUCUUCAAGGGAGAGCAGGCGGAGUGAGGAGGGUAAGAGCGAGAGAGACAGGAAAGAGAAGGAGGAGGAUGAGUUGGAGUGGUACCCCGCUCCUCCAAACACCUCUGCCACCUUUCUCAACCAGAAGGGAGGCCCUGGGUUUGGAGAGGAGGUGGUAAAGGAGAAAGACACUGAGGGUAGAAGGAUCUCUCAGCUGUAUUCUUUGUCGACAGCUUCAGAUGAUGAAGAGUCUGACUCCUCACACCGAGAGAGGAAAAGAAAAGACAGGGAGGAGAGCAGGUCAGGGAGGAAGAGAAAUGGUAGGAGUAGAAGCCGGGGAGGAGAGGAGAGGAGAAGCAGGAGUAGAGAAAGGAGGGAUAGAAGCAGAGGGAGGGAGGAUAACAGGAGGGACAGCAGCUCUAAGAGGCGCAGCAGCUUAGAAGAGGACAGAAAGAGGAAAGUUUCCUGCUCGUCGGCUGACUCUGAGUAUUUAAGAAGAUCUGGUUCAAAACCUGAAAAUGUAGGGAACUCUGGGUCUGCAUCCAAACACUCAGAGAGCAGGAGACAUGACUCUUUCAGGAGAGACUCCUUUGAUGGUGGUAGGUAUGAGAACAGAGGGAGGGAGGACACAGAGGAGACAAAAAGAGAGAAGGACAGUGUUAAGGGGAAAGUAGAAGAGAACAGCAACAGGUCUGAUGGAGGAAAUGCGGGAAAUCAUAACAAACAGAGCGAGCUGGUGGGAGCAAGGCCAAAAAAAGACCUCCCUUCUAAUCUGUUAGAUAUUUUCAAUCAGAUCGCCCAGUUUGAGAAGGAGAAAGGAGUGAAACCGAAAUAAUGAACUCUAAACCAAAAGUCCAGCAUGAAACUGUGAAAAGGAUCCUAAACUCUGGGCUGUGCUUCACGAUAACUCUGCUGAAGCAGAUGCCAAAUGCAUUGAUAGUUGAAUGUCCCCACUUGUUGUCAUUAAUUUUAAAUGUUUGAAGAAUCUCCUGAAUCUUUAUUUUUCAUUGUCUUAGGGCUUGUGUCCAUAUUUGCUGUUUUUUGUGCUGGCAUUGCCUAUAAUCUCAGUUUUUCAGAGCUCUUCUCACCAGCAUUUAUAAUUGCUUAGUUGUGACCUCAACUGACCUCUGCUUUUCAAGGAAAUAUCACAACAUGACAGCGAUUUUAAAGAAGUCCUGCCCUGGCAUAAAGGCUCAUUUAUGCUCCCUUUACAUUCGAAAAUAGAUCAGUGUUUCUCAAACGAUAGAACAAUUGCUGCCCACAUACUUGAACCUGUUGGAGGACCUGUUAUUUUGGGGUAGAUGUUAAAAAAUAAUCCACAAGAGGUCGCUGUUUUACACAGAGCUCCACAACUCCGUCCAUCCUCCGCCCAGCUGUUCGAUUGUAGUUCUCUGUCUUUGUGUCCAGGUGAGCUUAUGUCAUUUAUUUGUUUGUAGUUUUGUGAUUUUUCCUCAGAAAGUUCAAGUAAGUUCCGCCCUUUUUCAAAUGAUUCUUCUUCAUGGUUUUUUGUUGCUCUGGCUUGAACUGUUGUCUAUAUUGCAGCAUUUUGGUGCGUAUCUGUUAACUUUGAGAGAAGGGAUGAUGCAUGGACAAAUCGAACACAGGGUAUGGACAGAAAGCUCCGUCCAUUUCUUUAAGCAUUUCAAAUUUGGAGCAUAAAUGAGCCUCAAGAAGGAAACUCCACCCUGAGAAGAUGAGACAGUUCUGUUCUUCCUCCACUAUUGCCGUUCCUGCUUCAUCUUAAUAUUGGUUAGUCAGUCAGAAAGAAACAACUACAGAGGUGGUGCUGUUCAAAAAGUUGACCUGUUUUCAACUAAGAGUGCUGGGAGUGCGGCGACAAAAUGCUGGUGCUUAUUGUGUUUUUGAGCUCAAGAUACUGGGCUCUGACAAUGCUGGACUACAGCUUGGUUUUGUAUUGAAAAUGAGCACUGCCAGCACCAACAAUGGCAGCUAUUGACACAGACUAUUGUUCUUCAGUGUAGACUUAGAGCCUGUGGCAACUGUUGGGAAUAUUGGAUAAAAAAAGUGUUCAAAAUUUUCAACUGGAAUCAUUAAACACAUUUCAACCUAAGGCUGAUUCACAGUGCUGUUUAAAGCUGUGAAUGUUGCAUAGCUAGACAAAAUGAUCCUUCCUCAGAGUCAGCCUUAGAGACAGUAACAGAGGGGAGAAGGGAUCCGGAAAGCACAGCACUGUGUACUGCAUGUCUGGCUGUGUGACUAUGUUGGUUUGUUGUGCUCCCUAGCAUUCCUGCAUUAGUUUAUUACGCAAGAUGAGCUACCAGAGGAAGAAACCAAAUAUAAUGCCAUCACAUAAUAAAUAUGAAUGUCUUGAGGCGUAAUAAAGGUGGGGCUUCAUUGUGUAAAAACAUAUAGAAACACUCUCCCAAGUGCUGUGAUUGUAACCACUGAUAGUGGUAAAUAAAAAAAUGAGAUUAUUAUUUCCCUUGUCUUUAAAACUCCCAAUUAAUAGACUUUUUUAAAUUUCAUUCAGUGAAAUUACACUGCCUUUAUUUGGGUCAGGCAUCAAUUUAAGGAAGGCCUGUAAUUAUUUUCAAAAAAAAAAAAAAAUCACUAAUUUGAUCUUUCUUUGUAAGAUAGCCCAUCCAUGCCACCCUGCUGCAUUCUAGAUGAGUGAGACUGCCUUAAAUAUAAUCACUAACCAGAUCUUUGCUGGUCUAUGAGCCCCUAAUUGAGACCUGUCUCUAUUAGAGGUCCAAUUAUUUGUCAAAACCUGCAGCAACACUAAGCAAAUUAAAGGGACUCAGAUUUAAAUUUGGAUGGGCUUUUAUUUGAAAUUUUAUAUCUUUCAUCAAUGACAGAUUAAACAUCUCCACUCUGUUUUAGUUAUUUUAGGUACAUUUUGACCAUGUAAUUUAGAAAAGAAACCCCUAUAAUGUUCUGACAUUUGCCACAGGCUUUAAAAAGUGUAUUUUUGUGCUCAAGUUUUUCUUCUAAAGAGGACACUGCCUUAUGUUUACUGCCUUGUGCCAUUUUGUGCAUUCUUUCUGUGGCUGUCAAACAUUUUUCACAAUGUGACUGUUAGGUACUUUUCCAAGCUUUACAUGAUACCUAUAUUCCUGUUCUUUUCCAAGAAAUCUUCUCAC
Molecule: messenger RNA, 5089 nt
Organism: Cheilinus undulatus (humphead wrasse)
Lineage: Eukaryota; Metazoa; Chordata; Actinopteri; Labriformes; Labridae
Gene: ttc14
Product: tetratricopeptide repeat domain 14
Exons: 12
Coding region: 463-2820 (785 amino acids)
Molecular function (GO): nucleic acid binding; protein binding
Source: RefSeq, a predicted model, not a curated record